This is a messenger RNA of Salvia miltiorrhiza (redroot sage), 2076 nucleotides long. RefSeq names its product carboxyl-terminal-processing peptidase 2, chloroplastic. The record is from RefSeq and is a predicted model, not a curated record. Gene Ontology annotation, molecular function: protein binding; serine-type peptidase activity; endopeptidase activity. The transcript has 13 exons. Gene Ontology annotation, biological process: proteolysis. NCBI's taxonomy places the organism in Eukaryota, Viridiplantae, Streptophyta, Magnoliopsida, Lamiales, Lamiaceae. The coding region runs from base 169 to 1815 and encodes 548 amino acids.
AUAACAAUUCAAGCCACAUAUUAUCCUUCUACAAAAGAAAAAGAAAAAGAAAAAGAAAAAAUGCCAAAUAAAAAUUAAAGAAGAAUCCCGCCAUUGAUAACUUCCAAUCUAAUUCGCGAAAACUUCGACGUUGCAUAUUCGGCUGCAGAAUUUUCCCGAAUUUUCCAAAUGGAAGUGAUUUUGGGAAGCUCCGCCGCCCCAUCUUUCACGGUCUGCUAUUCCCGCAGAAAUCCCACUGCUUACUCUUCCGAGCCCUCAUAUUUGCUAGGAAAAAAAAAUCGAUGCCUUCAGGUGCUUCUCUUGAACCAUUUUCCAGUAAAGAAGGGUGGAAGCUGGUAUUUGAAGAGUAAAGAACGAAGUACUGCAAUUUGUUUCUCAUCUCAGUCUCCUGAUCGGAGCAACAUAUACAAGAAUUUCCCCCGGUCGUUUUGGUGGCUCGAUAAGAGAUUUGUGCUGCAUUGUAGUUUUUUUGGCCUAAAGACCGAAUGCAUCCCCAGGCUCAGGAAAAUUUCCAUUAGCCUACGGAAAGAAGUGAAACAUGCAGAAAGGCUUAACAAUUUCAUUCCUUCGUUUUCUCUCCAUCUUAUAACUGGAGUGAUGCUUUUCAUGACAUUAGGUGCCACGGUCACCAAGACUCCAUCAUGGGCCCUCACUGAAGAAAAUCUUCUGUUUUUGGAAGCAUGGAGAGCAGUAGACCGUGCUUAUGUUGAUAAGACUUUCAAUGGGCAGAGUUGGUUUAGGUAUAGGGAAAACGCACUGCGCACUGAACCUAUGAACACAAGAGAAGAGACUUAUGCUGCUAUAAGGAAGAUGGUCUCUACUCUAGAUGACCCUUUUACCCGGUUCUUGGAGCCUAAAAAGUUUAAGAGUCUGCGGUCAGGAACACGAAGUACUCUUACUGGAGUUGGGUUAUCUAUAGGAUACCCUAAGAAAGAUUCAUCGGAUUCUGGACUGGUGGUUGUUUCAGCUGCUCCAGGAGGUCCAGCGUAUAAGGCUGGAGUUUUGUCUGGGGAUUUUAUCCUUGCGAUUGAUGAUGCUAGUACAGAAAGCAUGGAAAUAUAUGACGCUGCUGAGCGCUUGCAGGGACCAGAAGGAAGUAAAGUGGAGCUAGCUGUACGCCAUGGUUCUGAGACAAGGCACCUAUUGUUAAUACGAGAGAAAGUUCUAUUAAAUCCAGUGAAGUCCCGAGUAUGCAGACCUGCUGGUUUGGGAGAGGAUGGUCCUCUGGUUGGAUAUAUAAAACUUACGUCAUUCAGCCAAAAUGCUUCUGGUGCUGUGAGGAAAGCAAUUGAAACAUUGAGGGGGAACAAUGUAAAUUCCUUCAUUCUGGAUCUCCGGGAUAAUAGUGGCGGCCUGUUCCCUGAAGGAGUUGAAAUUGCUAAAAUUUGGUUGAACAAAGGUGUGAUCGUAUACAUCUGUGAUAGCAAAGGAGUUAGAGAUAUAUACGAGACAGAUGGAAGCAAUGCAGCAGCACCUUCAGAACCCCUAGUUGUGCUGGUCAACAAAGGAACUGCGAGUGCAAGUGAAAUUCUAGCUGGUGCUCUCAAGGACAACAAGCGCGCCGUCCUUGUUGGAGAACCUACAUACGGAAAAGGUAAAAUUCAGUCGGUUUUUGAGCUCUCGGAUGGUUCUGGCUUGGCUAUAACUGUUGCCCGUUACGAAACACCUUCCCACAUUGAUAUUGAUAAGGUUGGCAUAAUUCCAGACCGGCCCCUACCUGUUUCGUUUCCUAAAGACGAAGAUAGUUUCUGUGGGUGCCUUCAAGAUCCUGCGUCUGCUUGCUACUUCAACAAGGUGGAGUUAUUCUCCAGAUGAUGCUUGCAUAUAAGGUUCUUUUAGGUUAGAUUUCUUCAUUCUUUUGAGCAAUUCAUUGCAUGAGCUAUGAUUACUAGGUUAGAUUUGGUAUGUAAAUCAGCCAUGGGUAAAGAAAUUUCAUAGCUAUGAAGAUGGUUUGUAUAUUUUGCAGUCUCUGUUGCAUUCUACUCAUCAAUUUUAAGUGUUGCAUGUAUCAAAGUCCAAUUUUGAAAUGUUUACCUACUUCGAUAUUAAUUGUCAAACAUGAUAGAGAUUUAUCAA